CAAUCUUAUCUACCUUUUCUUCACUUUUCCGUAUCACCCUCUGUCAUUUUCACUUCCCUUUACCUCAGUCCCGCUCUCCCCAUCUCCUUUCUUUCCCUCGACUCCGCUUACUCUCUUAGUCUAUCACUCACACUCAAACAUUCACUCUAUCACCACCUCCUCCUCCUCCUCCAUGCCUUACUCAAUCACCCAUUUCCAAAUUUCUUUCGCGAGACGUUUUUCCCGCAAUUCUUGGCAGAGUCGCUUGCUUGAUUUUUCCUUUAUCCUAUUUUACUAUAAACAUUGUUAUCAAGACUAGCAUUGCUGCUCGUUCCGGUGUAGCAGCAACAAAUAUUUCUCCUUCUCUCUCUUACAUAAAUAUCUGCUUAUUUAUCUAUCGAUACAUACGCACGCACAUCCACUCCAAUAGCGUAAACAUAAACACACAUAUGUAUAUUUAUAAAUAUUGAUAUACAUAUAUACAUAUAUGUAUAUUUAUAAAUAUUGAUAUACAUAUAUACAUAUAUAUAUAUAUCCCUAUAUAUAAUUUGUAUCUGAAGAAUUUUGAUUAAAUGUCGAACCGAGUCACACCAGAACUGGAGAAUCGGACCACCAAGAAUAUGGACGGCAAUUGCCAAACAAGUGAUUCCACUGCGCCAGAUGACAGAACGGCGAUGGAAAGAAUUCGGCCACAGCACACAACAAUUAAUUGCGGAGCUGCAGGUGAGACCUAUGAAGGUUUGGGAGUCUGUGGAUGGGUGUUAACCAUUUUGUCAUGGUUACUGGUAUUUGCAACCAUUCCAUUCUCCCUUAUGCUCUGUUUCAAGGUUGUCCAAGAAUAUGAACGUGCAGUGAUAUUUCGUCUUGGAAGGCUGUUGUCUGGUGGUGCCAAAGGACCAGGAAUCUUUUUCGUGUUACCUUGUGUUGAGAGUUACACCAAAGUUGACCUGCGUACGUUGUCAUUUGAUGUGCCACCCCAAGAGGUGUUGAGUCGUGAUAGUGUGACAGUGUCCGUCGAUGCAGUUGUCUACUAUCGGGUCUCAAAUCCCACCAUAUCAGUUGCUAAUGUCGAGAAUGCUCACCACUCUACCCGACUUCUCGCCCAGACAACCCUGCGAAAUAUGCUGGGCACUAAAAAUCUAUCAGAAAUCCUAACAGACAGAGAGGCAGUAAGUCAAGGAAUGCAGUCCGCUCUAGAUGAUGCAACAGAGAACUGGGGUAUCCACGUGGAGAGAGUUGCUAUAAAAGACGUCCGGUUACCAGUUCAGUUACAGAGAGCAAUGGCUGCAGAGGCUGAAGCAUCUAGAGAAGCAAAAGCUAAGGUAAUUGCUGCUGAAGGCGAACAUCAAGCUUCUCGUGCCCUCAAGGAAGCAGCUGACGUCAUCAAUGAUCUUAUGACAAUACAGCCUGUUAGAAAUAGCAGCCAAACGUCCCUCUAA
This is a messenger RNA of Octopus bimaculoides (California two-spot octopus), 1418 nucleotides long. Its product is annotated as band 7 protein AGAP004871. Lineage: Eukaryota; Metazoa; Mollusca; Cephalopoda; Octopoda; Octopodidae. Gene Ontology annotation, cellular component: plasma membrane. The record is from RefSeq and is a predicted model, not a curated record.